AUGAAAGAAACUUUGCUGAUUCUUCUACUGUCACUUCAUAUUUGGAUAUGCUCCUGUGAUAUUGGACAGGCCGCUGGCGAUAAACAACCUACUUCAGGAGACAUUGCGGAUUUAAAAGCAAAAGAAAAAGAGCUGACAUGGAAGAAAAUGAAGAGUUCUCUCCUAUAUCUGCGAGCUUCAGAAAGACCUAUGUUUGUGAUGAGGUGUGGUGGAGAUUAUAACUGUAAGGCAAACGACAUCUCUAACAGCAGCUGGCUGGCGGGUACCAGGGCCGUGGCUAAGACCCGUUUCUGGCAUACUUAUACUUGCUUUAAAGCAAAAGAUAUCAAGACUUGUCCAGUUGACGGAGUGUGGGGCGCAUGGAGUCCUUGGAGUAAAUGUACUGCGAAGUGUGGUGAGGAGGGAAACAUGACUAGAAUACGACAUUGUGACAACCCCCUCCCAGUAAAUGGGGGACUAACUUGUUCUGGACACAGCACCGUAUUGAGUAUUUGCCGAGGCCAGUGCAAGCCAGACCGAAAACAGACAUCAAGCUUUAUGCAAUCGGAGGCUUACCUCAAAAGAAUCCAUAAGGUUUACCCGAAUCUGCGCCGUCUCUGUCUCCAGAGGCACUGUCUGUACGACCAGGUAGCCAGUGUAGUGCACGGCGGCGAUGUGGAGAAGUAUUGGUCAAGUUUGCAGUGUUUUAAGUAUAAGAGAGCGUGUCCAGUGGACGGGGGUUGGAGUUCAUGGACACGCUGGUCGGACUGUGAACCCAUGUGCGGGGCUGGGACACAAUGGAGGUUUAGGAACUGUACAAACCCGUUCCCAGCUAACAGUGGAUUCAUUUGUCGGGGUCCUUUCUACGAGGAAUCACCUUGUGUAGGGAGGUGUUCGAGAACGAAUUUUGCGUUGGAUAUUUUCCUGUCUGAGUGGACAAAGUUUGGACCUUGCUCUGUCAAAUGUGGACGGUACGGUAUGAAGCAGAAACGUCGCAUUUGCCUUUCUCCGGGCAAAUGUGGUGAUUUGGUGAGGAAAAAUAGCGGCUUCAUCGUCAUCUACAAACCUUGUUUCCAGGGACCGUGUCCCCAAAAUGAUCAAACUUGGUCAAGUUGGUCACAAUUUACUGAGUGUUCCGCAGACUGUGGUAAAGGCCGACGAAUCCGCAUUCGAACAUGUGAUAACUUACACUCUUCGGGUGGAACAACUUGUAUCGGACAAUCAAUCAAUGUCACUUCCUGUGAAAAAAGUUGUGAGAAAGAUCCUGCUCUGAAGAAUGAAACAGCUGGUGUAACAGUAUCGGCGUUUGUUCCAGUACGCAACCUAUCGCAAACGGGCUGGAGGCCUGAUCAUUACAACCCUUACCUAUACGAGUUGGAACCUAACAAACCCGGUGCCUUCACAAAGUGGUCUGAUUGGUCCGCGUGUUCAAAGUCAUGUGAUAUAGGUCAGAGGUCAAGAUCUCGGAAUUGUACUGUGAUUGGUCAGUGUUCAGGCGAAGUCAGACAGGUGCUCUUCUGCAACACAUUCAAAUGUCCAGUGAACGGUGGUUGGAGUGAAUGGAUGGCGUGGUCUCACUGUAGCGUCACUUGUGAUCGUGGACACAGAAUACGAUAUCGCAAGUGUGAUAAACCUCUACCACAAUUUGGUGGAACAUGUUUCGGGGAAAUGGCAGAGAAAUCCAAGUGUAAUCUUGGGGAAUGCAAAGGUCUCCAAUUCGACUAUGGACACUGGUCAACAUGGUCGAAAUGCAGCCGCACGUGUGGAGCCGGUGCGCGAUUUCGGUCAAGAAAGUGCAGAACGCACAUUCGUUAUGUGAUUGAUCGCCGGUUCUGGCCGUACAUGAAUAAAAGAGUUCCAAUAUGUAAAAAACGCGGGAGAAACAAAGAAAAGGGAACGUGUGGGAUGAUGCCGUGUCCAGUUACUGGUGACUGGGCGCAUUGGAGUUCCUGGUCCGCUUGUAGUCAUUCGUGUGGAAACGGGGUACAUUUCCGGGACAGAACGUGUACCGAUCCCGCUCCUUUGUACGGAGGGAGCCAUUGUAAAGGCAAAGGAUCAGAAAUGACUCCCUGUUUCCAUGGCCCCUGUCCAGAUCGAGACGACACUGGCGUGAGACUUAACGGUAGUAGUGGGUUGCUAUAUUCGCCUUUCGACAAGCCCCAGUCUUACCUUAGUCUCCACCUAGUUGUGAAUCCGCUUCAUCCUAAUGGAAUCCUUGUGCACAGGUCACGGACAUGCAAAUUAAAAACAUGUCGUCAUAGUGUGACUAUGUCUCUUGUGCAUGGUAAACCUUGUCUAAAGGUAGUCAACCAAGGAUCGGAGAUACAUAUAAUGUCUAACACCACAUUACAGGUACGAGAAUGGCACACCAUAUAUGUGUAUUUGUCCCAGUCUCACGGAUUUUUGAGGAUUAAUAAUGGCGCUCAUCUCCGUGCCCUGUAUCGCCCCAAACCCUCCUCCCAGAUCAACUAUGACAGCGGGAUGACACUA
Molecule: messenger RNA, 2469 nt
Organism: Ylistrum balloti
Lineage: Eukaryota; Metazoa; Mollusca; Bivalvia; Pectinida; Pectinidae
Product: SCO-spondin-like
Exons: 17
Source: RefSeq, a predicted model, not a curated record